AUGAUAUCAACAGACGAGAGGCUAUUACAUGCAGCUAAGCAGGAUGAUGAGAAUUUGCUAGAUGAGGUUUUUGAGGAGGCAGACAAAGUUGGAGAAAGUGGAACACCGUUUGAUAUAAACUACAAGGAUGGAUUGGGUAACACUGCGUUACAUUAUGCAGUGAAGAACACUUCAAUAAGUGUUUUGGAUGGAUUGCUUACGUUUGAUAAUGCGGAUGUCGAUCCACAGAACAGGAUUGAAGGUGACACGCCGUUGCACGUACUGAUGCGUGACGAUAAGAUGGAUAGAAGGGCUAGAGAGUAUAUAUUAACUGAGCUUAUCGAGGCUGGUGCAAACUUCAACGUGAAAAAUAAGCACGAUCAGAAACCAUUGGAUGUUUUGAGUGGAGUGGAUAACUCAAAUGACUGGAUCAGAGAGGCUUAUAAGGAAUCUCAAGUACAAAAGGUUAUGGAUGAUGAGGAUGUUGUGGAUGACGACGAUGUGGCUGAUAGCACAGGGAGUGGGAGUGGAAGUGAGAGUGGGAGUGGGAGUGAGCCUGAUGAGCCUGUUGAGACUACCAAGAAUACAUAA
This is a messenger RNA of Wallemia ichthyophaga EXF-994, 570 nucleotides long. Its product is annotated as Ankyrin repeat-containing protein. The record is from RefSeq and is a predicted model, not a curated record. The transcript has 2 exons. NCBI's taxonomy places the organism in Eukaryota, Fungi, Basidiomycota, Wallemiomycetes, Wallemiales, Wallemiaceae. Bases 1 to 570 code for a protein of 189 amino acids. Gene Ontology annotation, molecular function: protein binding.